This is a messenger RNA of Ostertagia ostertagi, 2073 nucleotides long. The record is from the annotation of a GenBank genome assembly. NCBI's taxonomy places the organism in Eukaryota, Metazoa, Nematoda, Chromadorea, Rhabditida, Trichostrongylidae.
AUGGUUAUCGACUCAUGCAAUUCCACCGGCACCCAACCCAUACGAAAUGAGAAGUGCUGGCUACGUGGUCAUAGGCAUGGACCUUAUCAGUACUUGUCCGUUGACGAUCAGCAGCAGAUCUGGACAGUUCCGGAGACACUGCUUUAUAGGUGUGUUUUGAAUAACAGUCCAGCCGGCGGAUUACAGAAUGGAAAGCUCUCUCUGAAAAGCAGCGUUCAUCCACAUAAGCAAGCCGGGAUUUCUGUUUCUUCACCAUCAAAUCCAAUGUGGUCUUGCGGUGGAUUCCCGAAUAUUGGAGGAGUAGCCGUUCCAUGCGAACCUGUAGCUGGUGGAGGAGGGGGAUACUAUGGUAGGCAGGGUUAUCGUAUAAGUCACGGCACCUUAGUAGGAGAUAUUUCCAGGUGGCCGAGCUAUGACGCGAAAUCACGGUUCUGGUGGAACGAGCUGGCUUGUCCAACUGAUGCUCAGAUGCCUGCCGCCUUCAAUGUCCGCCGAGAUCGACCUGCUUCUUCACAGAUCUUGACUCUGCCGACCAUAUGGAAUGUUUGUGCGAGUUCGGUGAAACAGUGUCUUCUUCUGGCACCUGCGCUCAGUCUCGUGGUUGGUGAAAUUUGGGGAAAUUCAAUCCAUUCAUAUGUUGUUUCGUUACUGAUUCGGCGGAAAUGGGCAGUUAUGGCACUUUUCAUCUGCACCUCCUUACUUCUUGCUGGUCUUGUUCGAUGUGCUAGAAGGUGCGCUAAAAGGCGGCCAACAGCAGCGGAUCAGAUCAAGUUAUUAGUGAUGAAAUCGGAUUACAAAGACAUUGACAUUGGGGAGCCGUACUGGGAUCAAAUCGCCUCACUUCCUUGCCUUCCGUGGGAUGAUAUUGCCAUCGGCAGAGAAAUUGGAACGGGCGCAUUCGGAAACGUGCACGAAGGUCGAACAGCGGAUGGACAAAUAUUCGCCGUGAAAACAAUAUGCAUGAAUAAGAGCACGUCAGCCGAGGCUCAGCGCGAGUUCGCUUUCGAAGCGUUAUUUAUGCACAAAUUCAAUCAUCCCAAUAUUGUAAGGCUUCACUGGAUACAGUGGGAUCCGCCUCGAUUACGUAUUAUUCUCGAGUUUAUGGGUGGCGGAGAUUUGCGGUCAUUCUUAAGAGAAGCUCGUCCAACUCAGGAUGAUUUGAAUCCUUACGAUUUGCGUAUUCUGAACCUGAUCGAAAUAGCAUUAGACAUAGCUAGAGGAUGUCAAGAGCUGAAUCGUCAAAAGUAUAUUCAUCGAGAUCUAGCGGCACGAAAUUGUCUGCUCACGGAGAAGGGUCCAAAUAGAAGAGUUAAGAUUGGCGAUUUCGGCAUGGCAAGGGACAUCUAUGAGAAUAAUUACUAUCGCAAAGGUGGUCGCGCCAAGCUACCGGUGAGGUGGAUGCCUCCAGAGGCCUUUCUUGAUGGGCUAUUUACAACACAAACCGAUGUUUGGUCGUUUGGGGUUGUUCUAUGGGAAAUCUCCUCGUUCGGUAUGCUUCCAUACUUUGGCGUCGACAAUUUUGACGUGAUGGGAUUGGUGACAAGCGGUGGAAGAUUGGAUCCUCCGAACACUGUACCUAUCGAGCUGCACGACUUAAUGCGAAGUUGUUGGAACACAAGAGCUGAAAAUCGUCCAUCGUUCACAGAAAUCGUUGCUAUACUUGAACUUCUUAGUCAGAGGCAAGAAAUAGUGGACAUGCCGAUCAACUGCUUCACUCCGUUGCCGUCUACUCUAGUCUCACCGGUGGGAAAUUCAACACCAGCAAUGCCACUGCCCUCACCUUCGAUAGUGGGCACUCCUUGCACAGCAGUGACAGCACUCAGUCCUGGCACGCCCGAAACAACAACAGGAUUUGGAAUUUCGAUGAGUGGUGUACCGUACACUCCGAUAAAUUCUGAAGCAUUACGAGAACUGCAUGCGGAGAAGUCGAUGAGGAAUGAUCCGGCUGCAGUUUCGGAUUCAGGCCUAACCAGUGGCAACAUUUUCGACAGCAUAGCAACGGUGAAAGAUGCGCUAUUUGGAAAUCGAGUGAGUGAUUCUGGUUUUCAGAUGAAAAGUGCUUGCUGCCUCUGA